GUAUUUUGUGUGUGCGUGGGGUGCGUAUCGAUGAUGCAAAAGGGCGAGAGUUGAAACUCUUCUUUUCUCUUUUCUGGGCUUGUAGUCAAAUACUGCAGGCCUUAUAUAUACACAAAGAGGAAGGGGGGGCGUGCUGUAUCUGGUAUGCUCUUAUUGAUUUUAUAGUCAAACCCUAGAAAGGAAAAAACAGAAGAAGGAGAAGAAGAAGAAGAAGAAGAAGAAGAAGAAGAAGAAGAUAGAACGAGCAGGUAUGGAGGAUGGUUUUGAAAGAUCUGGUCAUGGAGCUGUUGAUGUUGUCAAGGAAGAGAAGAGAGUCGAUGAUGAAAAUUCUGAUCAACAUGAUGAUGGUGGAGAGUGUAGCAGAGAAGUAGCGCUUGCUCAAGCGGUUAAAAAUAGAAUGACACCAAAAGAAAGCGAAAAUUCAAAGUCGUCUUCUCCGGAGCGGAUGAUCUCGACCGCGAGAAGAAAGGAAGAUCAACAUCAGCUUGAAUCUGCCAGAGCUGAAAUGAGUCAAGCAAGAGAGGAGAACCUGAAACUCAAGAUGUAUUUGAAUCAAAUAACGAGAGAAUACCGGACCCUCCAAAUGAAAUUCUUCGAUGCCGUCAAGCAAGAAGAUGACAAUAAGAAAUCGGCCGAAGCCGCCGCCAAGGGGAGUUGCCGAGAGAUCGAUCAGGAAUCCGACGAAUUUGUAUCACUCAGCCUCGGAAGGACGAUGAGCGAUUCGAAGAAGUUAUCAUUAGAGGAUAAGAGUAAAUCACUAAGCCAAGUGACGGAGAAUACUAAUGAUCAUAAGUUUGAAGAAGGGUUGGGCCUCGGAUUGGAUUACAAGUUCGAAGUGUCGAAAUCGGGAACGACGGAAUCGUUGCCGAACCCGAGCCCGGACACGAGCGUCGAAGAAGCAAAGGAGGAAGCAGGAGAGACAUGGCCACCAAGUAAAGUCCUAAAGAAGAUGAGAGCCGGUGGUGAUGAUGAUGUCUCCCAGCAAAAUCCUGUGAAAAAAGCUAGGGUUUCUGUGAGAGCCAGAUGUGACACUCCAACGAUGAACGAUGGAUGUCAAUGGAGAAAAUAUGGGCAAAAGAUCGCAAAAGGAAAUCCAUGUCCUCGAGCAUAUUAUCGUUGCACUGUUGCGCCAUCCUGCCCGGUGAGAAAACAGGUUCAAAGAUGCGCCGAGGACAUGUCCAUCUUGAUCACCACCUACGAGGGCAUGCACAACCACCCGCUUCCUAUGUCGGCGACUGCCAUGGCCUCCACCACCUCCGCGGCCGCCCACAUGCUUCUAUCUGGCUCGUCGAGCUCUCAAAACGGCAGCAGUCACAGCUCAUCGGGCCCCACCAUGGCACCGAUGGCUGCCAAUCUCCAAGGCCUAAGCUUUUACCCUUCGGAAGCUUCGAAAGCAAGAUCGCCAUUCUAUUUGCCUACCACAUCAUUUGCAUCCUCAUCGACACCAACCAUCACUCUUGAUCUCACCUCAAACCCAUCAUCAUCUUCCUCAUCAUCCUCUCUGUUCAAUAGGUUUCCUUCACAAUACCCUUCGACAAGGUUUGCUUCCACAAGCCUAAGCUUUAACAAUUCCUUGGACCCUAGUGCCCUUCCCUUACCUUGGGGGUCCUCAAAUGGUGGCCUCAUGAACUAUAAUAACACCUCUCAACUCUUCAACAAGAACCAAACCCUAGACCUUGCAAGGCAGGCUCAAGAAAGUUACCAUCAGUCCUACUUGCAAAAGAACAUGUCAAGCCUUCCCCAACAAGUGCUACCGGAUUCCAUUGCCGCUGCCACAAAGGCGAUCACCGCCGACCCAAGCUUCCAAUCUGCUUUGGCGGCAGCUCUUAAGUCAAUCAUCGGUGACAGCGGCGGGGGAAACGGUAACCAAGGAGGUGUUGAUCAUUUCAGAAAUUAGAAGGUGGGAUCACUACUUGAGCCUUUAGCAUUUUGAAGAGGACAUUUGAAUGCUCCGUGGCUUGCAACUUUUGAAGCUGCUUCUCAGUUCUCAACUCUUUGCCGUGGAUUUUGUAUACCUGCAAGAACAUAUCGAUCCGCAUAUCCUGUUGAUAAAAAAAAAACUUUGGUGAUUUCUCGAACUCAAAAUUUUGAUUGUUGUGCGCAGUUCAACAUAUAAAUAACAAUGUUUAAAAUGUUUUUAA
Messenger RNA from Syzygium oleosum, 2141 nucleotides. RefSeq names its product WRKY transcription factor 72A-like. Lineage: Eukaryota; Viridiplantae; Streptophyta; Magnoliopsida; Myrtales; Myrtaceae. Gene Ontology annotation, molecular function: DNA-binding transcription factor activity; sequence-specific DNA binding. The coding region runs from base 251 to 1897 and encodes 548 amino acids. The record is from RefSeq and is a predicted model, not a curated record. The transcript has 5 exons. Gene Ontology annotation, biological process: regulation of DNA-templated transcription.